AUGAGUGCUGUCGAGGAACCCAAGGAGACGGCUCAGUCACACACGCCUCCCGCCGCCGACGAACUUGCCCCUCCCGAAGAUGGCGGCCUUGACUUAUCUCUCCUGAAAAAGAAGAAGAAGAAAAAGACGAAGGUCGAGGGCGUCGAAGCCGAUGCCGAUGCUGAGGAUGGCGCUGCCCCUGCCGAAGAUGGAGGUCUCGACCUGACCAUGAAGAAGAAGAAGAAGAAGGUCAAGAAGGCCGAGGGUGCUGAGGAAGAUGAGUUCACUGCCAAGCUGAAACAGCUCGAGGUUAAGGACGCCGAAGAGGCCGAGGAGGCAGCUCAGGAGGACGAGGGUGACAUGGAGACUGGCACCGGUGUCUGGACCCACGACGAGUCCAAGACAAUCCCCUACACCAUGCUGCUCUCCCGCUUCUUCACCGUCCUAUCACAAAAGAAUCCCGACCACUCACUCAGCGGCACCAAGAGCUACAAGAUUCCUCCUCCCCAGUGCAUGCGUGAAGGCAACAGGAAAACUGUCUUUGCCAACAUUGCCGACAUCAGCAAGCGCAUGAAGCGAACCGAAGAACAUCUCACCGCCUACCUGUUUGCCGAAUUGGGUACAAACGGCUCCGUUGACGGAAAUAGGAGAUUGGUCAUCAAGGGUCGAUUCCAGCAGAAGCAAAUUGAGAACGUCGUCAGAAAAUACAUCAUCGAGUACGUUACCUGCAAAACUUGCAGGUCCCCCGAUACCGAGCUCAACAAGGGUGAGAACCGUCUGUACUUCAUCACCUGCAACAACUGCGGUUCACGACGAAGUGUCACAGCCAUCAAGACGGGUUUCUCUGCCCAGAUCGGCAAGAGAAAGAAGAUGCAGGGUUAA
Molecule: messenger RNA, 861 nt
Organism: Trichoderma breve
Lineage: Eukaryota; Fungi; Ascomycota; Sordariomycetes; Hypocreales; Hypocreaceae
Product: domain found in IF2B/IF5 domain-containing protein
Exons: 3
Coding region: 1-861 (286 amino acids)
Biological process (GO): formation of cytoplasmic translation initiation complex; formation of translation preinitiation complex; translational initiation
Cellular component (GO): eukaryotic translation initiation factor 2 complex
Molecular function (GO): translation initiation factor activity; mRNA binding; translation initiation factor binding
Source: RefSeq, a predicted model, not a curated record